Sarcophilus harrisii (Tasmanian devil) is the source of this 6025-nucleotide messenger RNA. It is a transcript of the gene DLEC1, whose product is annotated as DLEC1 cilia and flagella associated protein. The coding region runs from base 1 to 5805 and encodes 1934 amino acids. The transcript has 39 exons. Gene Ontology annotation, biological process: negative regulation of cell population proliferation. NCBI's taxonomy places the organism in Eukaryota, Metazoa, Chordata, Mammalia, Dasyuromorphia, Dasyuridae. The record is from RefSeq and is a predicted model, not a curated record.
AUGCAGAAGCUUCGCGAUGACUACACCCAGAAGUUGGCCGACGCUGAGAUGGUGGAGCUGCACAUCAUCCAGGCCCAGGCGCGGGCCUUGGCGGAAGAAGAGCGGGUCCUCAACAACAUGAAGGCCAUGGGCUCUAGUCCCAUCCAGUUGCCUCCAGUGAAGUCUGCCUUCAGAUGGUGUGUGGACAAUGAGCUCCUCAAGAAGAACAACCUGAUUUGUCCCGAGGAUUACAUCCGUGACCCUCUGCCUUUAUCCCAUGCCCCCAAAGGCACAGAAGACAGUGUCCCGGAGUACUACAAGAUGACCUUUAGCUACCAACAGCACAUUCUAGAGCCAGAGGAAAAUCAGAAAGUGGCAGAGCUGGUCAGCAAGAAGAAGCUUCCGGCCAUCUCUUCUGACGUGUCCUUGUCUACCCUGACAAAGUCCUCCACACCAGAAGUGAACCUCCCCACAAUAGUCAAGAAAUACCACUCACCAAAGAAUAAGAUGUGGAUGAAUCAUUUAAACACAGCCCAGAGGGUCCAGGAUAGAGAACGGCUCAGAAAGUUUGAGAACAAGUAUAAUUUUCUCAAGAACCCUCGCUUUUAUCCCCCGAACACUGUGAAUGGAGGCAAAUCCCUCAUUUUUCCGCUAAAGAAGCCAGAACUGAUGGAAGAUGAACAGAAUAUUGAGUUCAGUGAAAGAAAUCUUGGUGAUGCUCCAGUGUUUCUAGCUAAGCCAGCAGUGGUUUUUUUUACUGAUUAUGUAGUUGGACCAGUUUACGAGAUUGUACUCGACCUGCAGAACAUGACGUCCACCAGCCGGCACCUGAGAGUCCUCCCUCCUUCCACGCAGUUCUUUUCCCUUGGCUUAGGAAAGUUCCCAGGAAAAGGCGGCCUGGUGGCCCCAGGGAUGAUCUGCCAGUACACAAUCCGCUUCGCUCCCGACAGCCUUGGAGACUUUGAUGAUUUUAUUUUGGUGGAGACUCAGUCGAUCCACACGCUUCUGGUCCCCUUGCAAGCCAGGAGGUCGCCGCCUAUACUGACCUUGGGUCCAGUCUUAAACUGUGGUUACUGCCUUGUUGGCGGAAUAAAAAUGACCGGGUUCGUCUGCAAGAACGUGGGACUGAGCGUGGGCAGGUUCUGCAUCAUGCCCAAGUCGUCCUGGCCACCUCCUAGUUUCAGGGCCGUUGCCACCGUUGGUUUUGUGGAGCAAGCCCCAUUUGGGAUUCUGCCUGCCGUGUUUGAGCUCUUCCCAGAACAGGCUGUCUUGUUGGAGGUGUUGUUUCUUCCUACCUCCCUGGAAACUGUGGAAAGGCCUUUCGUCAUCGUGUGCGACAACUGUCAGAUCAGAGAAGUCAUCGUUUCAGGAACUGGCCAGCUGGUUGCCCUAGAACUUCUCUAUGUGUCUGGGGAAGCAAGCUACCCCGAGGCAGGGGAGCUCACAGAUCUGACUGCUCAGCACUUCAUACGCUUCGAGUCCCAAAACAUCCAGACCACGAACUCAAAGCACCUCAUUAUAAGAAAUGCAACGCACGUGGCCCUGCCCUUUCACUGGCAGAUUAUGAAGCCCAACUUGUUGCCGCUGAUGCCAGGGGAGGCCUGGAGCUGUCAGGACAUCAAGUGCUACGUCGACUCGGAGACGGCCUUCACCAUCAGCCCCAGCAAGGGCUGCCUUCAGCCUCACUCAGACCACGAGUUCAUCCUGAGCUUUGCUCCCGAGCAGCUGAAAGAUUACCACAGUGUGAUCCAGAUUGUGCUGGAGGAGGUUCCAGACCCCAGCUGUCUAGAUAAGGAGCGGGGCUGUGAAGUUCCUUCCGCCAUCGAUGAUGUCAUUGCCCUGGAAAUCGAGGUGAAAGGCUCUGUGGAGCCCUUCCAGAUCCUCCUGGAACCCUACGCCAUUAUCAUCCCUGGAGAAAACUACAUUGGAGUAAACGUGAAGAAAGACUUCAAGAUGUGGAACAACAGCAAAUCGCCCAUCCAGUUCACGUGGGGGAAAAUCUGUGACUGCCAUAUCGUUGAAGUGGAGCCCUGCACCGGGACCAUAGGUAAGGGGGCUUCGGGACACCCUGGCGCCCACGGUCAUUGGCAGGGCCUGAGUGUCGGGCCCAGAGAGAACUCCAGAGGAGGCCCUGCCCUCAGGGAGCCCCGGGCUCACAGGCCACGCCUCCAAGGGGGGCGGGGAAAGCGCCAGGCCUCCGUGGGGAGAGGGCGUGAGAGUCUAUUGGUGCUUCAGGAGUCCACGCUCCUCCAUGCAGGCCCUACACCUGGCUCAUCGGCUGGGGAAGAAACCAGCCAGGCUUCAUCAGCGUCAGAACGACGCCGGCCCGCCCAAUGGCGGCUCGCAGGAACCACCUGCCUCCGAGAGGAGGAAAUAAAACCCCUGAGGCCCCCGCCCCAGGAGAUGGGAGCAGGGCUCCAGCCCUCCUCAGACCCUCUUGAGCAGAGCUGUCAGGCCAGCCUCGAGUGGUGGGCAGACCUGGGCUCCUCCCCGAGGCCCCAGCUCUCAGACCCGCUCUCUCCCGGGCAGGCUUCUCCCUUCUGCUUUGAGCCGCCUCGGGGCUACCUUCCUCCCCUGGGGGACACCCGGGUGACUGUUAUCUUCGAAGCCAAAUGCUGCCAGAGCCUGCAGACCGUUCUGGAGCUGCUAGUGGAGAACGGGGAGCCGAGUUACCUGCCCGUCUAUGGCGAAGUGCAGAGGCCUUAUGUCUACCUGAAGUGCAGCCAGCUGCUGCUCAGCAACAUGUACUUUGGCAUCGGCACCGAGGCCUCCAUCUCACUCUUCAACGGGACGCUGCUCCCCACCAAGUUUUACUGGGGGAAGCUGCUGGGGACUCACUCCGACCUCUGCCAGGCUGACGUCUGCCCUCCGAGCGGCAUCUUGGGCCCCAAUGAGGAGAAGAAGCUGACCCUGCAGUUUACCACCUCCACCAUGGAAGAGCUGACAGACCUUGUCCUCCCGUGUCAAAUAGAAGGGAUGAAGAAAUCUCUCGUUCUGGGCAUUUCAGGGAAGGCCAAGGGGCUGGAUGUGACCAUCUCGAUCCCCCAAAGCAGUGGCAGUUCUCGGGAUCUCUUCUUGGACUUCGGCUCGAAUGUUCCAUUGAGAUAUUUACUGAAGAAUCAGCUGGUCCUGACCAACAAGUCGGCAAUAGAAGCACCCUUUUCUUUGGAAUUCGAUUAUUUUGGGGUCACUGAAGAGAUGUGGGAGAAAAAGCCAAAGCUCCCUGAUGUGCCCCCUGCUAUGAGACACACAGCGAGGACUAUGAAGCACCUGGCCAGGAGGGACCUUCUAGACUCCAUAGACACUCUCUUGUCCCACAACAAAGGCGCCGCCUUCUUUCCCCACAUCUCCCGAGGGAUGCUGGAGGGCUUCCAGAAGCUGACCAUUGACAUCGCGGCCUGCGGCAACAUGUGGGGAGACUACCACGACCAGCUCAUCUGCAAGGCAAGAACACCCAGCGCUGCGACAAGCGCCCGAGCCGGGCGAGCACCGGCCCUCGGCCCUCCCUCCGCUGGAUGGAACCGCAGGGCCCCGGCGGCUUGGAGGCCGGCUCCUUGGGAGUCUCGUGGGCCUGCGCUGGAGUUCCCCGGAGCCGAAUGGAAUCCUCGUGCACUAAACAAUUGGCGACCAUCGGAAAAGCCGCCACCCGGGCCUGUUGGGAGGAGCCGAGGCAGCGGCCUCGGGCUGAAGCUCGCUGGGCUCCCUGAAUCGCUUUGUGGAAACGUUGGGGCAGAAUUCACCCGGAAGCACCGAAGGGCAAGGGAGGCGCCCACAGGGCCAGCUUUGGGCCUAGGGGCCCCUGCCGGCUUCUGCAGGGGCUGCUCGGGCUGGGCCUCCCUCCCUGAAGCGCUGGGACUUGCUGACAGGGCGGGCAGCGCGGCCGUUGGUCACUGCAGGCCGGAGGCCGGAGCGGAAAACCGGAGCCCUCUCACCUUCCUCCGCCCCCUUGGCCAUGGGACCCAGAACGGAGCAGCCAGCGCCGGGGGCUCCCGUGCAGGGCUCCCUGCCUUGGUCCUCCGUGUUCCCCGAAGCUGGUGCAUCCCUGGCCAGACCCGAGCCCCCCAUCUCUUCAUCUGUCCCCUCAGGCUGGAAGGAGCUUCCCUGGCUAGAGGAGAAAUGGCAGUGAGCGUCCCAGUGGGCUUUGGGGAGUGGGCAGGUGGUCACCGAGGGUUCUGCCCAUGGCCUGUGCCAAGGCCGGGCAGGCACGAGGCGGGGGCAGGUGCAGAGGAGCAGCGGCUGGUGGGAGACCUGCCGUCAACCAUCAUCCAGGUGCACAUGGGCGUGGUGGGCUGCCCCAUCACGCUGUUCCGGACCAGCCGCCUGGCCGAUGAGCCUCCCCAGGACCAGGUCAUCAGGUUUGGCACUCAGAUCUCUGGAGGAGACACCAUCUCCCGCACUCUCCGCCUGAAUAACACCAGUCCUUAUGACAUCAGGCUCGACUGGGAGAUCUACCGGCCGGAGGCCGACGAGGACAGGCUGGUGGACUUCCUGUUGGUGUACGGGAAGGCCUUCCCCCUGAAGGACGAAGCCGGCGUGGACUUGGACGCCAGGGAAGAGCCCCAGAGUGAUGCCUCCUUUGGGUCCUCGCGCCAGUCCUCCAUGUCCCUGGGCACCGUGGCCAGCCCCGAAGUUCUAAAUGGGACCAGAAGUGAGAGUGAGGAAGAGCAAGAGCCCUUGGUGCUCACGGCUGAGGGGUACCCCAAGGUCAUCUCCGUGAUCCUGCGGCCCCACGACGGCGUCCUCUCCGAGGAGCCCUACUCCAUCAUUCCCAAGCAGCUGGUCAUCCCGGCUGCCGGGAGCAACUUCAUCCACGUCUCCUUCACGCCCGGGGUCCUGCCGGGGUCCGUCAGCAAGAUGGUGUGUAACAGUUACGCCCUGGGCUUCAUGAGCCUGGACAGCAAGGUUGUUCAGGAGAUCCCGGGAAAGGUGAAACGGGCCCAGAACUUCGGCGCUGAUGUCUUCCGCCUGGACCUCCAGGGCCUUGUGCGGCCUGCCUGGCUGAGCAUCGAGCAGGACUACGAUGGAGGAAUGACCUUCUACCUGCAGGCCAGCGACCUCAUCCCAGCCAACCCACUCCUGGGGGUGCACACAGAGAUAGUGACCACCCACCGCCUGAAGCUCAACAACUUCUCGGACAUGGCCCACUGCUUCGGGCUCCUGGUGGCCCCCCCGUUCUCCGUGACGGGGAUCAACCCUGAAUACAACCGCCAAGGCUGGGAGGGCGAGGAGGAGGAGGAGGACGAGCUGGCCGGGGAUCAGUUUGUGCUCAACCCCCUGCAGAACAUGCUGAUCGAGGUGUCCUUCACCCUGUCCCUGGAGCUGCUGACCUAUCAGAAGCUGCCCUCGGACCAGAUGCUGCCGGGGGUGAAGAUCCUGCAGGAGCGCGACGGCUCCCGGAGAAUGGAGUUCGCCCAGGACCUGGUGCUGGAGUACAGCAACGGGACCAUGCAGGUGGUGCCCCUCUUGGCCGUCGUGACCAUCCCGUCCCUGCAGCUCUCCACCAGCUGGGUGGACUUUGGGAUCUGCGUGGUGAGCGAGACGUACACGCGAGAGAUCGAUCUCCUCAACCUGAGCGCCUGCAGGAGCUACUGGCUGGCUCUGAUAGACCAGCAGGAGCGGCACAAGGGCAUCUUUUACGUGUACCCAACCAGCGGAGUGCUGGAGGCUCGGGAGGUCAACUACCCUCCGACCUCCACCAACUUGUACAUCCACUUCACUCCCAGUGACAACGCGGAGUUCGAGGCCGUGGUGAUGGUGGACGGCAUCCUGGGGGAGGCCUGCCUGCUGCACGUGUACGGGCAGGGCUCCUACGACGAGAAGUACUAGCUGCGGGCGCCCCCGCCCUCCCCCCCUCCCCGUCUGUGGCCAGCGCCUUAUUAAUAAAGCAGAUUGCCUUGGCGGCCUCCUCCUCUGUGGGGAGGCCUGUGACCUGUGACCCUGCUGAGGCCGGUGACCCCAUUUUACAGAUGAGGAAGCUGAGGCAGGCGCCAGGGCGGCAGAGGCGGCCAGAUCUGAGAUCGGCUCCCGCCCCUGCUCCUUCUCCCGC